AUGUCUAUGAUAUAACCUCAUAAAAUAUACUUAGUUUUUUGUAUUUGUAGGAAAUUUUGAGAUAACUGAUUAUAAAUAAAGUCCCUUAUAUCAAUGGCUAGUACACUAAUUCGAACGCUUUUUAACAAUUUAUCAAUUUAUGGCACAAAUACGACUAAUUUGAGAACAAUACAUACUUCUACAUUAUUUUACGCUGCUCGUAAAGGUACCAGAGCUAAGGCCAGGGCGAAGAAAGUGAAAGUUGAGAUCACUAAAGUUGGAUUUAUCCCUCAUAACCAAAGAAAGAAAGAUAAGUCCUCCAAGACCACUAUCAACAAGCACUUAGAUGACAGCUUCAAAAGGGAAUCUAAUGACAAUGUAUUCCCUAUGCGAUAUUACCGCUGGCCGGUGUACACUGCUGAAGAGGCAGUCAAAGCUCACCAGGAAACACAUCACCCUACAAUGUACAAUCUACCAGAUGCCUUAGUAUAUGCUAAGGUUGAAAUGAAUAUGGAAGCUGUUAAAAAGAAUCGUUAUAUGGAUUCCUUUACUCGUCUCACUCUGUUGCCGCACUCAUUCCCUCGGGAUGAAGAGCGUACAAUACUAGCAUUCUGCAAAGGUCCGGAACUGAUAAAGCAAGCAUUGGAAGCAGGAGCCACUACCGUUGGUGCUAAUGAAAUUGUUAAGAAAAUACAGGAUGGUGAAAUAAAACUGCCGGAAUACGAUUUCGUGAUUGCCCAUCCUAAUAUGAUAACCGAAUUGGUACCUAUUCGUGGUCUAAUGAAGAAACGGUUCCCCAAUGUCCGUAAUGGUACAUUAGAUCCAAACAUCUGUGAUUUGGUCAAGAAAUUUGCUGCGGGUAUUCAAUACAGAGUGACUAAAGAUGAAAAGCAAGAAAACUUUGGCUCAGUACAAGUGCCAGUUGGAAGGCUAAAUAUGGAUGCUAAGCGAGUUGCAGAAAACAUUGAUGCUUUUCUCAAAGAUAUUCAGAGUGUGAGGCCAAAAAGAGAUGGACUCUUUAUUACAAGAUGUUUCAUCGUGAGUCCGCCAUCGUCAGAAGUUUUAAAAAUCGAUCCAUUUGUUCACGUUGAGCGCACCUUGGCGAAGGAGGUUCAAGAAGACAGUGACGACGAAGGUGAAGCUGUGGCAGCGACUGCUUAGUAAAAAUAUCUUCUAAUUUAUCAUAAUAACGUUCUGUAAUUAAAAUAAUAAAUAUAGAUCUAUAGAUGUAAAA
This is a messenger RNA of Papilio polytes (common Mormon), 1213 nucleotides long. It is a transcript of the gene mRpL1, whose product is annotated as 50S ribosomal protein L1. The transcript is spliced from 8 exons. NCBI's taxonomy places the organism in Eukaryota, Metazoa, Arthropoda, Insecta, Lepidoptera, Papilionidae. The record is from RefSeq and is a predicted model, not a curated record. Bases 94 to 1140 code for a protein of 348 amino acids.